GGUGCCAGGUAUUUGUGCUCCACUAAGCAGAGCAGUUGUGGUUUAUUGAGUGUGUGUGUGUCCAGGAGGGAACUUGCUGGUUAACAUUGUGAGACUGUAAAAUAUUUUUUUUGACAACCUGUUUCAGCUUCGCACCGUCAUACUUAUUUUGUUUCUGAUAGAUGUUACAGGAUAUUCAGUUCCCCCAUGUUCUCUCGUCGAGUGCUGAUUAGAAAUCAUGACGUCAUCCGCUACUUUAUAUUUAGACGGCAACUACUGUAUAGCCAUAACAACAACAUCAACACAAGGGCUAUUUACAAUUACACAGACAGAGGGUUAUCACACAGAUACAUGAAGCAGUUUUACAUACAUCAAAAAUACAUUCGUGCAUGUAUUUGAAAAGGGAACAUUGGUACCUUAAGCCUAAAACAUUGGUUCCCCUGCUAAAAGACACACAGUGACUCUGGACCUCAGUACAAAAAAACGUAGUUUAUUCACAUGCCAUUUAUUUAUCUGAAUGGCUUUCUGCCAUCUCACAUACUUCUCUGACCAAAUAUGAGGGGGAAACAUUUCCUGAAAUGCAGGAUAUUUGGUGCCCCUUCCUAAAACAGGGCUAUCAGGUCCCACCCAUUGACCGUCAGACACACGCAUUUCAACCAGUUCUCACGCUGAGAAGUAAGGAAUAACCCCCCACCACGGCGUCCCCUUAUAUAGGAUUAAUGGACGAGGCGCAGCCAAUAGGAGUGGAGUUUUCCGCCGAGUUCAUAGCUGUGCUGAGUUAUGUAAAGUUGAUAGCCACCUACCAGCCAAUCAGAAAAUAGCAUCUGAUUUUUCGGGGUAAAUUUCAAAAUAAGUUACACAUGAUCGCUGCAAGAACAUUAUUACAUAGAUGCGCACAUGGAGUGCAAAGAAGAUGGGAGUGGAAGAGCAGGAUCCGAUGUUCUGACGGGUUCUGCUCCCUUGUCGAAACGUGCUACCAUAACGCACACCGGCGGUUGUGUGGUUCGACCGAACACCGAGGCCCCAGCAGGAAUCAACUGGUCUGGAUCAGCACAAAAAUGGGAAAGAAGAGAGGAAAAAGAAGAGCUGCUUCUGAAAUGCGCCCCCCUGUGGGAUGUAACAGACAGAGCGCUGAGAGUGUCCUGAUGAAGAGAGCAGACUCCCCUGUACCCAGCUGUGUUUCCCUGAAGAGUGACGAGUCAAUGGAGCCCCCACUCCACUUCAGAGAGGGACCUUUUCAUACAGAUCAAAGAGACCAAAUGGAAGAAUGCAGUUCAGAUCUACAAUAUAAAUCAGGUUUAUCAUCCAUAUUGAAGUCACUAGAGGAAAAAGCCAUGAAGUUCCUAAAGGACGAGCUGAAGACGUUUGUGAGGCACCUAGAUCAGAAUUACCCAGAAUGCUCUGAGCCCCAGCUGGAGGAGGACAAUGACCUGGACAGUGAUGGUCAGAUGCAGAAGACCAGUGUUAGAGAGGUAGCUCUGAAGAUCACACUGUACAUCCUGAGGACCAUGAAGCAAAAUGAUCUUGCUGACAUGCUGGAGAAGAGACAGCUCAUGCUGCAACAUCAGCAGGAAAUCAAAUGUAAACUUAAGAAGCAAUUUGAGUGUGUAUUUGAAGGGAAAGCUAAGGAAGGACAGCCAACACUUCUCAGUGAGAUUUACACAGAACUCUACAUAACUGAAGGUGGGACUGGAGCAGUCAAUGAUGAACAUGAAGUGAGACAGAUUGAAACAGCAUCCAAGAAAAGGCGAACAGAAGAUAUUACAGUCAAGUGCAAAGAUAUAUUUAGACCCUUAUGUGGGUGUGAGACACCUAUCAGAACUGUACUCACUAAAGGGGUGGCAGGUAUCGGGAAAACAGUCUCUGUGCAGAAAUUCAUUCUCGACUGGGCAGAAGGAAAAGCAAACCAGGAUGUUCACUUCAUAUUUGCUCUUCCUUUCCGGGACCUGAAUUUGAUUAAGGAUGAAUACAGUCUGAUUGAACUGCUUCACUACUUUGUCCCGGAACUGAAAUCACUUCAAUCCACUGAGCUGUUUAGGUACAAAGUCUUGUUCAUCUUUGAUGGCCUGGAUGAGUGUCGCCUUCCUCUGGAUUUUCAGAACAAUGAGAGCUGGUUUGAUGUAACAAAGAAAACGUCACUGGAUGGACUGUUGACUAACCUCAUUAAGGGGAAUCUGCUCCCAUCCGCUCUCCUCUGGAUAACAUCCCGACCAGCAGCAGCCAAUCAGAUACCUCCUGAGUGUGUCCACCAGGUGACAGACAUACGAGGGUUCAGUGAUGCCCAGAAGGAGGAGUAUUUCAAGAAGAGAUUUAAUGAUCAGAGCCUGGCCAGCAGGAUUAUCACACAUGUGAAAUCAUCUAGGAGCCUCUUCAUCAUGUGCCACAUACCUGUGUUCUGCUGGAUUUCAGCCACUGUGCUUAAGAGGUUUUUUAGUGAGACUGACAGGGGAGAAAUUCCAAGGACUCUGACAGAAAUGUACACACACUUCCUGAUCUUUCAGACAAGAUUAAAAAAUGACAAGUAUAUGAAAAACCAUGAAACUAAGCUUAUGGAAUACAGCAAGGAAUUCCUUUUAAAACUUGGUAAACUGGCUUUUGACAACCUUGAGAACGGUAAUCUCAUAUUUUAUGAGCAAGAUCUGACAGAGAAUGGCAUUGAUGUCACUGAAACUUCAGUUUACUCUGGAGUGUGCACAGAAGUCUUUAAAGAGGAGUAUGGGUUGUACCAGGAGAAGGUGUACUGCUUUAUGCAUCUGAGCAUCCAGGAGUAUCUCGCUGCUUUAUAUGUGUUUCUGUCAAACUCAUCAACUGAUCUGCUGAAGACUGCAGUGGAUCAGGCAUUAAAGAGCAAGAAUGGACACUUGGACCUCUACCUCCGCUUCCUCCUGGGCCUCUCAACUGACUCCAGUAAGACUCUGUUACAAAGGCUACUGGGGCCGACAAGAAUCAGCUCACAUACCAUUAAGGAAACAGCCCAAUACAUCAAGAAGAAAAUACAGAAGAAUUUAUCUCCAGAAAGGACCAUCAACCUUUUCCACUGUCUGACUGAGCUCGGUGACAAUUCUCUAGUAGAGGAAGUACAAAGAUACCUGAAUUCAGGAAAUAUUUCAGCCCUCGCACCUGCACAGUACUCAGCUCUGGCCUUUGUGAUGCUGAUGUCAGAUGAGGAGCUGGAUGUGUUUGACCUGAAGAAAUACAUCAGAUCGAAUAAACAGCACUGCAGGCUGCUGCCUGUGGUCAAGAACUCCAGGACGGCUCUGCUGAACAGCUGUAAUCUCAUAGAUAAACACUGUGAAGUGCUGUCUUCAGCUCUAAGAUCAAACUCUUCCCCCCUGAGAGAGCUGGACCUGAGUGACAAUAACCUGAAGGAUUCAGGAGUGAAGCUGCUCUCUGCUGGACUGGGGGAUUUAUACUGUAAACUGGAGAUAUUGAGGCUGUCAGGCUGUAGAGUCACAGAAGAAGGCUGUUCUUCCCUGGCUUCAGCUCUGAGGUUAAACCCCUCACACCUGAGAGAGCUGGAUCUGAGCUACAAUCACCCGGGAGACUCAGGAGUGAAGCUGCUCUCUGCUGCACUGGAGGAUCUCAGCUGUAAACUGGAGAAGCUGCAGGUGGGCCGGUGUGAGCUCACAGAGAAGUGCUGUGAGGCACUAGCUUCAGCUUUCAGAUCAAACUUCUCACCCCUGAGAGAGCUGGACCUGAGUGACAAUGACCUGCAGGACUCAGGAGUGAAGCUGCUCUCUGCUGGACUGGGGGAUUUACACUGUAAACUGGAGAUACUGAGGUCAGUCUUACUGGGUAUUCCACACUGUAAACUGGGGGUAGUGAGGUGAGUAUUACUGGGUAUUUCACACUGUACGCUGGAGAUACUAAGGUAGAACAUAACUAAUGAUUUCAAAAUAAAGCAGGAGUAUCUAAGUCUAUAGGUUGACUCAAAAAAUAACAUCAGACUCGCUACAGUAAGUGGAAUGUCGAAAGGAAGAUUAUAUUGGAGGCUAAGGAUGGUAUUAAAAGUUUCUUCAAAUAUUUUCACUCCAAAAGAGCUCUAAAAGCUGAAAUCACUCAUCUGCAGGAUAGUAAGGGCCUUAUAAUUGAAAAUGAAAAUUGAUAUAGUAAAUGAGUCUAAUGAUUAUUUUACAGGGGUGUUCACAGUAGAGGACAUGAUUAACUUACCACCAUUAAGUACAAAUACAGUGUCGUAUAUAAACAAUAUCCAGUCCCUCCACAAUUAUUGGCACCCCUUGUAAAGAUUUGUAUAAAAA
This is a messenger RNA of Brienomyrus brachyistius, 4238 nucleotides long. RefSeq names its product NLR family CARD domain-containing protein 3-like. The record is from RefSeq and is a predicted model, not a curated record. Bases 840 to 3809 code for a protein of 989 amino acids. NCBI's taxonomy places the organism in Eukaryota, Metazoa, Chordata, Actinopteri, Osteoglossiformes, Mormyridae. Gene Ontology annotation, molecular function: protein binding. The transcript is spliced from 9 exons.